Brettanomyces bruxellensis is the source of this 4356-nucleotide messenger RNA. RefSeq lists its product as uncharacterized. The record is from RefSeq and is a predicted model, not a curated record. Gene Ontology annotation, cellular component: sulfite reductase complex (NADPH). Gene Ontology annotation, molecular function: FMN binding; iron-sulfur cluster binding; heme binding. Bases 1 to 4356 code for a protein of 1451 amino acids. Gene Ontology annotation, biological process: sulfate assimilation. NCBI's taxonomy places the organism in Eukaryota, Fungi, Ascomycota, Pichiomycetes, Pichiales, Pichiaceae. The transcript has a single exon.
AUGAACUCCUCGUUUAUCGAGCUUGCUGCGGCAACCACCACUGCCUCGGGCAGCAGUGUUUUCGCAAUCGAUGCUCCUGAGGCCGCCUUAAAAGGGCAUCCAAGUAUUCAGGCACUAACCAGCAAUGAUGCUUUGCACUUCGCCGUCGCGCCAGCCGACGCGUCGUUCACGACGAUUUUGAAUCUUGGCUCCGCCGACUUCACGCGCAACCUUGCGCUUAUCAGCGACCGCAUUGCGCGCGGCGACCGCCUCUUGCUCAAUGUGCGCAUCGACGGCGCUGACUUCCGCGCAGUUACCGCCGCCAAGGAUCUCGGCGCAUACGAGUUUGUUUCCACCGACAGCGCCAAGGAGUCGUAUGAUUUCUUCUUGUUGUCUGUUUUGUUGCUCACAAAGGACAAAGAUGCCAAAUCCGUGAUCCAUUUCUACAAGCCGCAAGAAGAUGCGCCCGAACAACUUCCUUACACCAGCCAGGACAUUGGCGCCUGGCUCGAGGGCGCCGAAGCCGCCAGCGCAGGUGCAGGCCUGCGCGACGCGCUUGCGCAGCUCAAGAAGCUUGCGGGAACCCAGUAUGAGUUUAUCAAGACUUAUCCGAGCCACGGCUGGCUGCGCAUGCGCAGCUUCCAGCAGGCUCUUCUUCUCUUGGGAGAUGGCACCGUGUUUGAGCCACAGCUCAGCGCAUCUUCCACGGUUUUAGCACAGAUUAAAGUGUACCGGCCUUUCCCGCUCGAAGAGGUGCGCAAGGCGCUCGCGCAGACCAGCGUCUCGGCGCUCCAGGUUGCGCAGCAGACUGCGCUCCAGCUCCAGUUUUCGCCCCUUCUUCUUGACGUUCUUGACUUGCUUCCGGAAGUCUCCAAGGCCGGCACGCAUGUCGUGUGCUCGCAGAUUGUGGGCGCCAGCGCAAACAAUGCAGGCACGAUCUUAGCGCACAUGGCGCAGAAUGCUGCAUUGGAUGCCCCAGUGCAGAAUUUGACGUUCGGCCGCAGCGCAUCUGCGCCAGCGUCACGCACUGCAGCGGCAGAGCCUCCAGAUAAUGUAUAUUUGAGCAUUCUUUUGCAUGAGGCCGCCAAGGCCACCAAGGCCUCAAUUUUGAACGAGUACGGCAGCGGCAAGUCGCCGGAGUAUGCGCUCGGCGAGUUUUUGCGGGCGGAGGCGCAGCGCCAGGCACUAGCAGAUCUCAUCGAGAGCAAGCUUGCCAGAUUCCAGGGCGAGUUGAACGAGCGGCUUGCGCAAUGGGUUGUCUGGGCGCGUAGCGCAGGCGCCGGCACAGGCAGUAAGACUGCUAGGCCUGCAGUUGAUGCGGGUGCGCUUGUGGCCGCAUUGGAGAACGCCGCCGGCAACACCGGUAGCAGCGCAGCGCAGGCAGCCGCCGAGUUGUUAACGCGGCGCAGCGUUCUUAGCGCCGGUGCCAGCGCCACCUGGAUCGUCGGCUCCGACAGCUGGAGCCAUGAUGACGGAUUGGCCGCAUUUCACGGUGCGCUCAAAACUGGCAACAAGAAUCUCAAGUUGUUGAUCAUUGACAGCGAUGAUUCGGUGUCGCGCAGGCAGGGAAAGAAGGAUUUGGGGUUGUUUGCGCUAAAUUACGGCAAUUCUUACGUUGCAUCCGUGGCUGUGUACUCGUCGUACACGCAGACGCUUGCUGCGCUGGAGGAGGCCAGCGCAUUCAGCGCAGGCCCUGCGGUUGUGGUGGCGUACAUGCCGCGCGCAGGCGCCGGCGCAGUGGAGUCGUUGCGCGCGACCCGGCGUGCAGUCGACACGGGCUACUGGCCGCUGUACAGGUUCAAUCCGACGGCCAAAGAGGAUGCGGGCCGGUUCAAACUGGACUCUAGUUUCAUCAGACGAGAGCUUCAGGAGUUCCUCAAGCAGCAGAACCGGUUGACGGCGCUUGCGGCAAAGAGCGCCAAGCUCGAGUACAACCUGCGCAGUUACAAUACGGCGGUGGGUAAGUGCGCUGCCGAUAAGCGCAGGCUUGCGUACGCGGCGCUCGUCGAAGGUAUGGCAGGAGAGCCACUAACGGUUGGAUAUGCGUCAGACAACGGCAAUGCGGCCGGGUUGGCGAAGAAGUUCGCGUUCCGCGCAGGGCGCAAGGGCUUCAAAGUGCGGCUGGUGGAGUUGGACGGGAUCGAUGUUGCGUCGGAACUUCCAGAUUUGGAAACGUUCGUCGCGAUCACGUCGACUUCAGGUCAGGGUGAAUUCCCAAACGGCGGCAAGCAGUUCUGGGAGGCGCUCCGGGGCAGCGCAGUGGACCUUUCGCGGUUGCGCACGGCAGUGUUUGCGCUUGGAGAUUCGAAGUACUGGCCGCGGCCAGAGGAUUCUGGGUACUUUGCACGGCCCGGGCGCCAGCUGGAUGCGCGGUUGAAGGCGCUCGGCGCGCAUGCGCUAUGUGGGUGCGGCAUUGGAGACGACCAGGACGAGGACGGGUUCAGCGCAGGGUACGCGAAGUGGGAACCCGAAGUUUGGCGUGCGCUGGGCGUCAGCGUCGAGAAUUCCGGCGAUGAGCCGGCACCAUUGACCAACGAGCAGAUGAAGUUAAACUCGAACUACCUCCGCGGCACUAUCCAGGAAGGUUUUGAGGACGAGACGACGGGCGCAAUCAGCGCAUCAGACCAGCAGCUCACGAAGUUCCACGGAGUCUACAUGCAGGACGACCGGGACUUGCGCGAUGCGCGGCGCGCCGAGGGGCUGGAACCGGCAUAUGCGUUCAUGGUGCGGGUGCGCUUGCCCGGCAACGUGUCGACUCCACAGCAAUGGCUCCAGAUAGACAAGCUUUCCGAUACAAAGGGCAACCACACGUUCAAGAUCACGACCAGGGGAACGUACCAGUUGCACGGGAUCGUCAAGAAGGACAUCGUGGCGGCAGUGCGCGACAUCAAUGCGGUUGCCAUGGAUACGUUGGGCGCAUGCGGAGACGUGAACAGGAACACGAUCUGCAGCGCAGCGCCGACGAUGCGGCGGGUCCACGAGCAGAUGGCGCACAUGGCGCGGAUCAUCUCUGCGCGGCUCAUGCCCCACACGCUCGCGUACCACGAGCUCUUCCUCACGGAGCUCGGCCCCGUUGCACGGGGCGAAGAGGGUGGCCCGCGGCGGCCGGCUAAGUACCAGGUGGGCGGGCAUGCGGUUGCCCCGCAAGGGGGUGCGGCCGAGGAUGCGGAGCGCAUGCGCCAGCAGCGCCAGGAGAGAGGCGCUCCCGGAUCGCCCUACGGCAACGACCCUGUCGAGCCCAUGUACGGCCCAGCCUACUUGCCACGGAAGAUCAAGGUCGCCAUCACCGUCCCACCGUUCAACGACGUCGACGUGUACGCGAACGACAUCGGUUUGGUGUCGAUUGUGGAAGAUGACAAGAUUGUGGGCUUCAACUUGCUAGUCGGAGGCGGUAUGGGUGUCACGCACAACAACACCAAGACGUACCCUCGUGCAGGCACACUCCUGGGCUUCAUCGAGUACGACCAGGCGCCGGAGGUGUGCGAAAACAUCGUGAUCAUCCAAAGGGACAACGGUGACAGAAACAACAGAAAGCACGCGAGAUUGAAGUACACGAUCGACACGAUGGGCGUGGAGGAGUUCCAGCGGCAGUUGGAGCAGGCCGUCGGGUUCAAACUGCAGCCGGCCCGGCCGUUCGAGCUCAAGUCGAACCGCGACCACUUCGGCUGGUGUAAGGAUGAGGCCGGGUUCAACCACUUCACGUGUUACAUCGAGAACGGCCGCGUCGCCGAUACCCGCGAGCAGCCGCACAAGACGGGCAUGCGGCUCGUCGCGCAGUACAUGAUCGACCACGGGGUGGGCGUGUUCCGGCUCACGGGCAACCAGCACGUGAUCGUGGCGGACAUCACCGACGCGCACAAGGCGUCGAUCGACGCGAUCCUCCGCGCCCACGCACUUUCCGGCCAGGGCACACUCUCGGGGCUCCGGAUGGCCUCCCAGUCCUGCGUGGCCUUCCCGACGUGCGGCUUGGCCAUGGCCGAGGCCGAGAGGUACUUGCCGCAGUUCCUCACGAAGCUUGAGGACGAACUUGACAAGCUGGGCUUGCGGUCAGACUCGAUCGUUUUGCGAAUGACAGGGUGUCCGAACGGCUGUGCAAGGCCCUGGCUCGCCGAGGUGGCUCUAGUGGGCAAGUCCUACGGGUUCUACAACCUGCUUUUGGGUGGUAGCUACGUGGGCGACCGUGUCAACAAGUUGUACCGCACGAAUGUCGACGGGAAGCAGGCACUUGCCAUUUUGGUGCCGCUCUUCCGCCGCUGGGCUGCCGAGCGGAAGCCGGGCGAGCAUUUCGGCGACUUCGUUGUGCGCGUGGGGGUUAUCAAGGCCACACUUGAGGGUAGGCACUUCUGGGAUGACUUGAAUGCCGAUGUACUUGGAUGA